AUCAAGCUGUACUUACAGCUUGUGCGCAAUGGAACAGACAAUCAAAAAGCAGCGGCGACAAAGGCGCUCGGUUACCUCGUUUUGGGUAACCCAGGGACCCAAACAGCGAUCGCUCGAGCUGGUGCGAUCCAUCUGCUCUUGGAGCUUGUCCGCAAUGGAACCGACGAUCAGAAGUCGAACGCGGUGACUGCGUUGGCGACUCUGGCGAACCAGAACCAACCAAUCCAGGGAGCAAUUGCCGCGGCUGGAGGCAUCGAGCUCUUCGUUGAGCUCCUUGGCGCCGGAACGGACCAGCAGAUCGAACGAGCCACGUGGGCGCUAGCAGCGCUGUCCGAGAGGAACGAAGCGAACAGAAUGGCGGUAACUUAA
Molecule: messenger RNA, 369 nt
Organism: Phytophthora sojae
Lineage: Eukaryota; Oomycota; Peronosporomycetes; Peronosporales; Peronosporaceae
Exons: 1
Molecular function (GO): protein binding
Source: RefSeq, a predicted model, not a curated record